AUGACCCGCAUGGGAUUCGAUCUGAACGUCGCGCCAAAGAUCUUGGACAUGAUUGUCCAAUGGAUUACCCGUGAUCACGCCGACGUUGACAACUAUGUGGACGACCUCUACGUCCCUACUGCCCAGACCGACAUCGUCCGCCAUGAACUCGCCAGCUAUGGGCUUGAGACGAAAGAGCCAGAGCAGUACGCAACUGCUCGUGUGUUGGGCCUACAGCUGUCCUCUUCUGAUGUCGAAGAUACAGUCACGUGGGAACGUCGUGCUGGUGUUGACCUCAAGUUGCCAGAGUCACCAACUCGUCGUCAAGUGUUCAGUUGGUGUGGCCGUGUGAUUAGUCACUACCCGGUAUGUUCCUGGUUACGCCCGCUGUGCAACUACAUCAAGCGGCUUGUCGGCGAGAACACAUCGAAAUGGGAUGACCUCGUACCGCCUCAUCUCGUGCAACCAUGUCGUGAGGUCGAGUCUCGUGUCCGUCAAGACGAUCCUGUGCAUGGUGUCUGGUCUGUGCCCUGUGAUGACACCACAGUGUGGCACGUUUGGUGCGAUGCUUCUGGCCUGGCCAUGGGUGCGGUUCUGGAAGUCAACGGCGCUAUCGUCGAAGACAAGUCCUGGCUCAGACCUUCCGAUGAUAAGCGUCAUAUCAACAUAGCAGAGUUAGACGCCGUCAUCAAGUCGCUCAACCUCGCUCUGUGUUGGCCAGUGAAGAACGUGGUCUUGCACACUGAUUCGCGUACAGUCCAUGGCUGGUUGACGCAGUUGCUGAACAACAUUCGUCGUGUUAAAGUGAGUGGCCUUCACGCUACGUUGGUUCAGCGUCGUUUGCAGAUCAUCGACGAUUUGAUCACUGUAUCUGGCAUUACAGUUGACGUUGAAUGGGUCCGCUCAGAGGACAAUAUUUCGGAUCAGCUAACCCGUGUCCCUACCUGGUUCCGUGUGCCGGACAGUCCUAAGAAGCCACAGCCUGAUGUUGCAGCAGCCAGUGUUACCGUUCGUGCUCUCCCACCUCUUGCUAUGGGUGACAUCGCCACUGCCCAAGUUGCCGACGAGGCGAUCUCGUCCGUUAAGGCCCAGCUUCUCUCCGGUGAACCGAUUCCCAACUCCAGCUACAGCAGAGUCCGAACCCAGCUGGUGAUUGAGGAUGAUGUGCUGUUUCGCAGCGUGAAAUCGCCUCUCAACGAUGUUGAGCUUGUGCCUGCCCUUCCCCAGAGUCUUACUGCCGAUGCACUUGCAGUCGCCCAUACUGUGAGUGGUCACGCCGGUUGGGAAAGUAUGUGGCGUCUACUCCGUAGCCAAUGCUAUUUCCCUGGUAUGGCACAGCGCUGCCGUGACUACGUGUCAGAGUGCACUACCUGCCGUGCGGCAAAUCCUGCUCAACCUUGUCUACCGCAACCAACGCGACCUGUAACUCCCGAUGGUCCCUGGCGUGUUGUGCAAAUUGACACGCUCGAGCUUGGUACCAACAAGUCUGGCCGAUAUCACUGCGUUCUUGUCUGCAUUGACACCUUCACCAAGUGGGUGGAGGUCGUCCCACUUGUUCGCCAUGAUGCUGAGUCUGUCGCCGAUGCAUUUGUUAGUGUCUGCACUCGGUGGGGUCCUCCCCAUGUUAUCCGCUCCGACAACGGCACCGAGCUUCACAAUGCCCUGAUGUCAUCCCUCUACAAGGUAUUUGGGGUCAACGUGUGUUUUGGCGCAGUUCGCCACCCCCAAUCGCAAGGUGCCGCAGAACGGUUCAACCAAACGCUGUUGACCUUGGUGCGGAAGGUCCUCGACGAGUCCAGUGAUUGGCAGGUUGACCUAGCUAUGCUCCUGUACUUCUACCGCAACAGGCCCCACAGUGUCACCGGUGUCUCACCUAUGCAAGCAAUGGUUGGCUGGCAGCCCCGCAGUCUCGUGGUGGAUGCUACCCCAACAGAUUGGUCGUUUCCCCGCUGGACGGAGGAAAUACAGCGUCGCGCCUCAGCCAUGUACGAUCUCCUGGAAUCAGAGUUGUCGUCCUGCGAUUUUGUCGAGGAGCCAACUCAAGCGUUCUCGGCUGGAGAGUCUGUUCUCUUCCGCCGUCCACACCGGCACCAGAAACGACUCCCCGAAUUCGAAGAAGGUUGGAUCGUCAAGCGAGUCGUUGGUCCCUCAACUGUCGUGAUUGGCCGUGGCACAUAA
This is a messenger RNA of Sycon ciliatum, 2157 nucleotides long. RefSeq lists its product as uncharacterized. Gene Ontology annotation, molecular function: nucleic acid binding. The transcript has a single exon. NCBI's taxonomy places the organism in Eukaryota, Metazoa, Porifera, Calcarea, Leucosolenida, Sycettidae. Bases 1 to 2157 code for a protein of 718 amino acids. The record is from RefSeq and is a predicted model, not a curated record. Gene Ontology annotation, biological process: DNA integration.